UGCAUUCCUCUGGGCUGCUCCCUUUAUAAGUCACUGCUGGCGGGGCGCCCACUCGACGCUCCACAGCCUCCGCAUCGGCAGCGCUGCCUGCUGCCCCGCCAUGCCCUAGCCCGGGCCCCCGGCCCCUUUCGCCCACCGGGGGAAGCGCAGCAGCCCGGGGGAGGGCCGGCGGCGAUGGCACCCCCGUUCCACGCCCGCCUCUGAGGGCGGCUGCUGCCGUGAUGUUCAGCUGGCACCGGAGCUUCACCCUCGGAGCGCCGUGGAGGAGAGCAGGUAAGAAAAGCCCACCUGCUGAAGACAAAGUUGUGUUAACACAUAUGAAGAUAUUGAGCAAUGAAGGAAUUCAAAACCCAGGGUUAAUCACAGAGGCUGCAGCUGACACAGCCUGCACAGAAGAGUCCCAUCUCCCUGAUGCCAGCCUCCCACUGAACUGCCAGGGAAAUCCAAAUGCAGCAGCCGAACCAGCAGAUCCAGACUAUGCAGAUGCCCCAGCAAGCACAGACUAUGUAGCCACGCUGCCUGACCUCAGUGCCUUCCAGUCCAAGUGCCGACUUCACAGAUUCUCCAAAUUCGAAUCUGAGGACUCAGGGGUUGAAUUGCCAAGUGGGGCUAAUUCUCCAUCAACACCAACCGGUUCAGAGAAGAGCUUUGUGCUUCACAGCAGAGACUCAUUUUGUGACUCGGGUGUGCUUAGCACCUCAUCUUCUCCAGAAAUUGACCAUUUGGUAAUGAGAACAUGUAAAGAGGAUGCCAGAAAAGUCAGCCACCAAGACCCAGACAGUGAAAAGCAAACUGAGUACUACAGCCAGGAGGCAGAUGCUGUGCAGGGUCCUACAGCUUCCGUCGAAGACUUAUGUGUCCCUCAGGAAGAAAAUCCAGAUGAACAUUUUGACCAGAGCGAAAGUCAGUCUCUGGAAGAGGAACUCACCCCAGAGACAGACCCUCCCAGGGAAAGCAUUCUUCACACCUCAGAUCCCAUAGAAAAGCCAAAGACAACUGCUGACAAUUUCCCAGAGAACUUUGGCAGCAUGCAAGACCUCCAGAUCCAUGGCCAUCAGCUAAAGAAGUACCCCACAAGCGACAGUCUAGAUGAAUACAUGGAUAAAUGCUGUAGACUGAGUGAGGUGAACCAAGGUAACAGCAAAGCCCUAGGCUCUGGUCUGGGAUACCUGGAACACAUUUGUCAACUGAUUGAGAAGAUUGGGCAGCUGCAGGAGCACAACAUGCGUCUCCAAAAGCAAGUUUGCAGCUUGCAGAAAGAGCAGAAGAUCAGCCAGAUAAAAGAGGAGUACAUUCUUCAGCAUUGCUCCUGUGGAGCUGCCAGUGUCCUCAACUCACACCAAGACAUGAAGACAUCUUUUGCUGGGAGGAGCAGACCUCACAGCCUUUUAGUUCAGACUGGAAACCCAUCCGAUCUUUCCAUCAUCCCAGAAAUAGGAGCAAACACUGAAAAGCUGAGCAGCUGCAAUGGAAGUGAGAGAUACCCAGAAUCAGGAAACAGCCAACCAAUGGUGGGACUCAGGAAGUUGUCAAACAAUAGGAACAAGGAGAAUGAGUACAGAGAAGCUGGUAAUAUGACUGAGGUACAGGCUUUUCCAUCAAAGGACCCUGCAGUAAGAAAGGGUCUGGACGUCAGCAAAAACAUCUCGGGUGAGAGCCAUGCUUGGGGGAGAAUGAAAGAUCUUAUGAGGAAGACACGUCUGAGAAACCAGAACAAGCUGGGUCUGUCCUCUGCCGCUCUGAAGAGGUCCUGUCCACAGCUGUACAGGCCAGAUAUUAUGUCUUCAGAGCUAAGGAAAACUGAGAGGAACUCCAUGAUCGUUCUGGGACAAAAUACAAAGAAUGAAAACAUAUGGCCUUUCUGAUAACCUGAGUAGAACAAGAAAGGCAAAAUGGAACACCAGUGGACACAAACCCAAGAACCCCAAGGUUACUUUGCGCAACCUGCAUCCUGCAGUUGUCAACAGAGCAACUCCACUUUGAGUAUUGGAAGGGAAGGAGAGAAGGGGGAGGUAGAGAAGGAUGUGUGGACUUUUCUAUGCUCAGCUAUGCACAGUUUUGCUCCCGAAUCUGAAAUACAGUCACAGAAGUCAAGCCACAGAUGAAAAUUGUUGUUAGUGUCUGGACAAUGUAAACGAUAGAGAUAUGGAAACUCUUCCUCCUCCUCUCUGGGUUAGAAACACCAUUACUGAAACAUUGAAGCUUUUAAAUUGUCAUAGCUUUCUGGGGACCUUCUCCAACUGAAAUACAUUUAAACUUUAUGGGACACAGCAGCAUCUAGAAGGGUGCCAGGGACUCAUUGCCCAGUGCAGAAGUGGCUGUUGGAAGGACGGUGUCCUCUUGGGGUGGGCUGAGUGGCAGUCUCUGUGUGUCCCCAACAUAGCUCCUCCAUUCAGAACGGCAUCUGACCAACUGUGCCAUUUUACUGGACUCUUAACAGGAAAACCAUGUCUGUAAAGCCAAGACUUCCUACAAGGCCAUUACUGAAUCCACCACUAGCUUCUAAUCCUGCAAGCCUGCUCCUUCUGCAGAGGCCUCUCGAAUCUAGUGCUGCCCUACAGACAUCAUGCACGUUCAUUGCAGAGAUCAGAGUGAGGAGCACUGUGGGAAGUAGCCUUUAAAGAGACCAGAGGGUUCAUCUGAGGAAACACCUCAAUUUCACCAGGCAGCCCAGCUCUUAUGCUUUUUUGGGGAGGGAACCAGGCUUGAAUUCCUACUUCUAAGUUACAAGUUAAGUCCUCUGGCUGUGCAGGUAGGAUAGUAAUUUUGCCAAAUAGGUCAGCCUAUGCUCUCACUGCUGGGAAAAGGCAAGAGGGAGCACAGAUCUGCAAGGAAGAGUUAGUAAAACAUAUAUCCUUUACAAGCUGCUGGUCUUUAGGGCCCUGUUAACAAUCAUGUAACAGUUGUAACAGUGGCCAUGAUUGGUGGCUGACCUACUGCCCCAUGUCCACUGAUUCCAGACUCAAGAGACAGGCAGCCCAUGCUUCUGAAGGUCCCAUGGUUGCAGUGGUCUCUGCAGACCAGCUCUUACUGGUAUUAGCACAAUAAUUAAGGUACAUAGAGGAAAGAUUUAAACAAAUAAACUUUGCCUCUUGUUAGUAGAUCAUUCUACCCUCUAAAUUACAAUGCAAGUGGAAGUCAAGCAGUUGCUCUUUCAAAAUCCUUCCAUAACCCAAACAUGCCUGGGAACCAAGAUUUGAGAAGCUGUCAGGAAUGGAUCAACUUUAGCAGGCUUGGCCUUUCAGUAACAGAUGUUUCCCCCUUGCCCACUAGGAUCAGGUGGAGGCCUAGGAGUCUGCUAAACCAGAGCAGGAUCUCUUCUGAGAAUCAAAGCUCCCCAGUCACACUCUUCCAGGCAUCUGUGGUUUGCAGGAGUAAAGGCAGCAGCCCAGUCCUGGUUCUUCACAUAUCAGAAGGGUUGUUACUUAGCAUGUCCAAAACCACCACCAACAAAACAAACAAAAAAAACCUACCAACCAACACCCUUCCCCCCCAAAAAAACCCCAAAACAAAGAACAACUGAACCACCAAACCCAAAACCACCCACCCAAUAAAAACCCCAAAAGCUCUGUGCUGACUCAAAGUUAGCACCCUAAAGUAGGUGCUAUGUUUAAUAUUUCAGUUGUAGCUGCUGCAGGACUUGGUUAUUCACUGUAUAUCUUGCUAGCUUCAUCCAAAGCUAGAAAGAUUUAUAACUUGAUUAUUCUGUGAAUAGUCUGUAUAUCUCCAUAAAUACAGGGGACUAAAAUCCUGCAUUAACUUACACCCUCCAUUAUCCCUCCAGCUUUACAGAGUCUGUAAGGAAUGUGAAUCAGUGUAAACUGAAUUUGAAGUGUUUUAAGAUGUAGCAUCGUGAACUGCUAUUUCCAACCACCACCAUUCACAUUAUAAGUUUGUGGGUUUUUUUUACUAAAAUGAACUAGCACUCUUUUUUAUUAUAGUAUUAUAUGAAAUAUAUUCAUGUAUUUUCAGAAAUAUAUUUAUAAAAUGUAACAUACUGUAUAGUUCUCCAUUACAGAAUGCAUUGUAAUACAAGCAUAAGAAAUUUAAUAAAAGCAUCACUACAAUA
Melopsittacus undulatus (budgerigar) is the source of this 4069-nucleotide messenger RNA. RefSeq lists its product as uncharacterized. NCBI's taxonomy places the organism in Eukaryota, Metazoa, Chordata, Aves, Psittaciformes, Psittaculidae. The record is from RefSeq and is a predicted model, not a curated record. Bases 222 to 1865 code for a protein of 547 amino acids. The transcript has 9 exons.